This is a messenger RNA of Cercocebus atys (sooty mangabey), 3710 nucleotides long. RefSeq names its product SH3-domain binding protein 1 (gene SH3BP1). The record is from RefSeq and is a predicted model, not a curated record. Gene Ontology annotation, molecular function: GTPase activator activity; protein binding. Gene Ontology annotation, biological process: positive regulation of GTPase activity; regulation of actin cytoskeleton organization; regulation of Rac protein signal transduction. Bases 1050 to 3278 code for a protein of 742 amino acids. NCBI's taxonomy places the organism in Eukaryota, Metazoa, Chordata, Mammalia, Primates, Cercopithecidae. Gene Ontology annotation, cellular component: intracellular anatomical structure; cytoplasm; cytosol. The transcript is spliced from 17 exons.
GGGUCGUAAAAGGGUGGGGGGAGACGGGGAUGGGGGAGACUGGGGACAGCUGGGCAGCCACUCUCUGAGCGGCCAGACCCUCUCUUCCUCCCUUCUGAACGCCGCCCCCGUCUCUCGGGCAGAGCUGGAGGAGCAGGGGUGGCUUUUGCGGGAAGGGAUGCCCCCUCUUACUGGAUUGGAGGGGGCUUCAGGCGGGAGAAUGCUCUCUGCCCUAGGACACAAAUUUCUCUGCCUCCACGAGUCUCUAAGUGGAUGGUCCUCCUGACCUCACUUGUUCCCUCUGGACAAUGGGGCAGUUCACCACCUCUGCUUGCUGGGCUGGGGAGGGAGGAGGGUCCAUUUAGGGCCGCGGACCUGGGGCGAGGGGAGGAGACGGGUCCUGGCCUGGCGGGAGGAGGGGCCUGCCCCUGGCCUGCAGCGUCCGUUCCCUUACCCCUCCCCCCACCUCAGGGGCCUCCUGCUUCUCUGUCUUGUUUCUGCUUUUCCCAGACUCAGGUGGAAACAUCCCCAGGUCUCCCAACUCCCACCCCCAGCCUCUGAGCCGGUAGCACGGAGGCCGGAAGUUUGGGGAGCCUCUGAGGGCCUGUCUUCUCUGCUCCUCUUCCCCUGCCUCAGGAGUUCCCCAUUCUCUGGGUCCGGGGAGGGGACCGGGUGUCCAGAGACCUAGUUCUAGUCUCCCACUGGCACAGAUGCCUACGUAGCCUGGGCAGUUAGGCCACCUUGCCAUGGGCCUCGGCAUCCCCCAUGUGUCCCUAGGUGGGGUCCAGGGGCCUGUGCACCCCUGCCCACAGCUGUAGUCCAGAGUGCUGUGUGACUGAGCCUAGGACUCUGAGCUCCCGCACUUCCCGUUCUUGGAGCCAGCUAAUACUCCUCAUCCUGGGGUGGGCUGAGGAUUUGGGAGUGGGCAGAAGAGAGGCUUCUGUGUCCCAAAGCUAGGCCCUGGGUGGGUCUCCCAGCCUCCCCUUCAGUUUCAUCUGUCCGCCCUCUUUCAGGACACAGCCCUGGGUGGAGGAGGAAAAACCCUUGUAUCCUAUUCCCACCCCCAUGGAAUGUUCUCUGACUGGGAUGAGGCAACUGGGCCACCCAGGGCGGGCCGCACCUGGGAGGGACAGUGGAAGCACUGGGGUCCAGGUGCCCUGCUGCGGGGAGGGGGAGUAGGGGGCGUUCUAACCCAGGCAGGCUCAGCAGAAGCGCUGUCCCCCCGCAGCACCCCGGAGACCGCUGAGUUCCUGGGUGAGGACCUGCUGCAGGUAGAACAGCGGCUGGAGCCGGCCAAGCGAGCGGCCCACAAUGUCCACAAGCGGCUGCAGGCCUGUCUGCAGGGCCAGAGUGGGGCAGACAUGGACAAGCGGGUGAAGAAGCUUCCCCUCAUGGCUCUGUCCACCACGAUGGCCGAGAGCUUCAAGGAGCUGGACCCUGAUUCCAGCAUGGGGAAGGCCCUGGAGAUGAGCUGUGCCAUCCAGAACCAGCUGGCCCGCAUCCUGGCCGAGUUUGAGAUGACCCUGGAGAGGGACGUCCUGCAGCCACUCAGCAGGCUGAGUGAGGAGGAGCUGCCAGCCAUCCUGAAGCACAAGAAAAGCCUCCAGAAGCUCGUGUCCGACUGGAACACACUCAAGAGCAGGCUCAGUCAGGCAACCAAGAAUUCAGGCAGCAGUCAAGGCCUGGGAGGCGGCCCGGGCAGUCACAGCCACACGACUAUGGCCAACAAGGUGGAGACGCUGAAGGAGGAGGAGGAAGAGCUGAAGAGGAAGGUGGAGCAAUGCAGGGACGAGUACUUGGCUGACCUGUACCACUUUGUUACCAAGGAGGACUCCUAUGCCAACUAUUUCAUUCAUCUCCUGGAGAUUCAAGCCGAUUACCAUCGCAGGUCACUGAGCUCUCUGGACACGGCCCUGGCUGAGCUGAGGGAGAACCAUGGCCAAGCAGACCACUCCCCGUCGAUGGCAGCCACCCACUUCUCCAGGGUGUAUGGGGUGUCGCUGGCAACCCACCUGCAUGAGCUGGGCCGGGAGAUUGCCCUGCCCAUUGAGGCCUGCGUCAUGAUGCUGCUUUCUGAGGGCAUGAAGGAAGAGGGUCUCUUCCGUCUGGCUGCUGGGGCCUCAGUGCUGAAGCGUCUCAAGCAGACGAUGGCCUCGGACCCCCACAGCCUGGAGGAGUUCUGCUCCGACCCACACGCCGUGGCAGGUGCCCUCAAGUCCUAUCUGCGGGAGCUGCCAGAGCCCCUGAUGACCUUCGACCUCUAUGAUGACUGGAUGAGGGCAGCCAGCCUGAAGGAGCCAGGGGCCCGGCUGCAGGCCCUCCAAGAAGUGUGCAGCCGCCUGCCCCCCGAGAACCUCAGCAACCUCAGGUACCUGAUGAAGUUCCUGGCACGGCUGGCCGAGGAGCAGGAGGUGAACAAGAUGACACCCAGCAACAUCGCCAUAGUCCUGGGACCCAACUUGCUGUGGCCACCUGAGAAAGAAGGGGACCAGGCCCAGCUGGAUGCGGCUUCCGUGUCUUCCAUCCAGGUGGUGGGUGUUGUCGAGGCGCUGAUCCAGAGUGCAGACACCCUCUUCCCUGGAGACAUCAACUUCAACGUGUCAGGCCUCUUCUCAGCUGUUACCCUCCAGGACACGGUCAGUGACAGGCUGGCCUCUGAGGAACUUCCACCCACUGCCGUGCCCACCCCAACCACCACCCCGGCUCCGGCUCCAGCUCCAGUUCCAGCCCCAGCCUUGGCCUCAGCAGCUACCAAGGAAAGGACAGAGUCUGAGGUACCCCCCAGACCAGCCUCCCCCAAGGUCACCAGGAGCCCCCCGGAGACAGCUGCCCCGGUGGAGGAUAUGGCUCGGAGGACCAAGCGCCCAGCACCAGCCCGGCCCACCAUGCCGCCCCCCCAGGUCUCCGGCUCCCGUUCCUCCCCUCCAGCCCCGCCCCUGCCCCCUGGCUCUGGAAGCCCUGGGACCCCCCGAGCCCUGCCCCGACGUCUGGUUGGCAGCAGCCUCCGAGCCCCCACAGUGCCACCCCCAUUACCCCCCACACCCCCUCAGCCUGCCCGGCGCCAAAGCCGGCGUUCACCAGCCUCCCCCAGCCCAGCCUCCCCAGGUCCAGCCUCCCCCAGCCCGGUCUCCCCAGGUCCAGCCUCCCCCAGCCCAGUCUCUCUGAGUACCCCUGCACAGGUGGACCUGGGGGCUGUCACAGCAGAGGGAGGAGCCCCUGAGGCUGUCGGUGGGGUCCCCACUACCCCAGCUAUCCCCCCUCAGCCCCGCCCCAGGAGCCUUGCCUCAGAGACUAACUGAGUGGCUGGUUUCUUCCUGAGCAGCCCCCAGCAUCCCCUCCCUCCACACCUGGCCCUCCCAAGACAGCUCUCACCCCCCACAAAGGGGCGUGGGCCUCCAGCCUUUGCCCACAAGUGCCUCAGUGCCCACUGGGUCGGCCCCCAUGGCCAGGAGGACUCAGGACAGUCCCCCACUUCCUGACCUUUUCCUCAUCCACCCUGGGCUUGGGGAGCCCCUGCUGGACUCUCCACUCUCCAGCAGGUCCUAGGGGAGCCACCGGAAGGAAGGAGAGGCUUCCCUGCUCCUAGGGGACCGAUUCUUCUCUUGCCAACAUAUUUUUUGUAAGGCUGGUAAAUAAAUUAUUUUGGACAAAACUGGAGCAGCUGCCCAAAUGAUAGUUUUAUUUUCUGUUCUUGAAAUAAAGAAGCCAAUUUUAUAAAGGCGAAAAAAAUA